UAAGAAUCAAAAGCAACAGCAAACAAUCAACAAGAACCACAAAAAGAAGCUGAACUCUCUCGUGGAUUGUGCCAAGAGUCGCCAGAAUUGCUUUCUUGUACUUUGGACACACGUGCGCCGCGACUGCGCCGGUGCCCGUGCCAUUGCCCGUGUCUCUGGGACCAGGUGGAACAUCGUCAUUGCCAACGGCUGGCACAAUGAAGCUGUCAAAACUGUCUAACCAGACGAAUUCGCAGGAUCCGCAGGCGGUUAACUCGCGCAUCUUUGUGGGCAAUCUGAAUACGUUUCAAUGCUCCAAAACGGAUGUGGAGCGCAUGUUUCAGAUCUAUGGUCGUCUGGCAGGCAUUUCCAUGCAUAAGGGCUAUGCCUUUGUCCAGUUUACCAAUCCGUUCGAUGCGCGUAAUGCCUGCCAUGGCGAGGAUGGUAAAACGGUUCUCAGCCAAACGCUAGAUGUGAACAUGGUGGCCGAACCAAAGGCCCAUCAAAUUGGAAGGAAACGCCAGAAUGUUAGCAAAACGGGCAACGAUUGGGAUUAUUUUUAUGAUAGCUACUGCUCGUCGGCUCUUCUUCGCGGUGGUAGCGGUGGUUCGAAUGGUGUACGUCCCAAAAAGCGCAAACGUCUGAUGACGAAUGGUAAUAGUUUAGCUGCUGCUGUACAACAACAACAGCAUGGACAACAUUUGGUUGCUGCCGCGGCAGCAGCUGCCCAUCAUCAACAACAACAGCAGCAGGUACAGGUGCAACAGCAGCAGCAACAGCAUCAACAGCAACAGCACCAGCAGCAACAUCAUCAUCAUCAACAGCAAGUGGCCGCUGUUGCUAUGGCGGCCAUGGCCAAUUUGCUGCCACAGCAGCAACUUUUGCUGCAUCAGCAGAAUCUACUUUCGAAUGCUGCUACUGCAGCGGCAGUGGCCACUACGGCAGCCACGACAGCUGCUCCAAGUGCCCUCCAUUGGUCGCAAUACAAACAAGAGCCACAGCAGCAACAGCAACAGCAGCAGCAGCAGCAACAACAGCAGCAGCAGCAACAACAACAACAACAGCAGCCACAGCCACAACAGUUUGGCUUCCAGUUGAAGAGCAAUGUCGCUGGCCAGUCAACGACAUCGCCGCAGAAUGCAAAGUCAGCAAUAAUUGCUAAUCAAACAGCGCUAGUUGAGCCAUACACAAGCGGAGUUGGAGCCUUUGGCCAACAGCCGCCGCCGCCACAUCACCAGCAACAUCAGCAGCAACAACAACAGCAACAACACCAGCAGCAGCAGCAGCAAUUGGGGUGCUUGUUGCAGCCGUUGACUUUGGCAUUGUCCCCACAGCAACCGCAGUCACAUCAGGCCGCAACACCCAUGCAAUUGCAUAGCCAAUUGAUGCAACAACAACAUCAACAACAUCAGCAUCAGCAGCAGCAGCAACAACAACAACAACAUCAGCAUCAACAACAACAUCUGCAACAACAACAGCAGCAGCAGCAUCAACAGCAUCAUCAACAACAACAACAUCAGCAACAUGCACAAGAGCAAUUAAGUUCACAUCAGCAACAUUGGGGACCAUUCAAAAUCUACAGCAAUCCGGACACAUUAAUCUGUGGCAAUUGCCGGGAAUGCUUUGGCGAGCUCUCUGAAUUAUUGGACCACAAGAAAAGUUAUUGCAAACUGAGGUUCACAUGCAAAUGCCAGGAUGUUGCCUUUGCGGCAAGUGCUAAGACGCCACCAUCGAGCGCCAAAUUGCUUUGUGCCGUUUGCAAGGAUGCAUUCGCCAAUCCCUGGGAUUUGAUGGUCCACGCACAGGCCGCACAUAUGGUUAACAUUUACGAGCUGGGCGAUGAGGGUGCCAAUGGCAUUGGCAACAACAACAACAACAGCAACAAGAAUAACAAUAACAACAACAACAACAACAACAACAAUGGCCCAACCACAGAUGCAACGGCAGCAAAUGUAACCAACGGACAUCAUGGCAUCAUGACGUCGUCGUCGUCGUCCUCAUCCUCAUCCUCGUCCUCAUCGUCAUCGUUAUCGUCGGCGUCGUCGUCGUCGAUGGCAGUUACGGCCUCAACAAUUACCGCUGUUGCUGACGAGGCGACCACAAAGCAGAUGCCAGCAACAUCAGCAACACUUAACAAGGAGCCGAAUAAUAACAACAAUAACAAAAUUAGCAGCAACAGCAACAAGAAUGACCAAAUGUCGCCCACAGCAACUGUCACAGCAAUGGAACCCAUACCAGUCACAGAAGUAGCAAAUGUCACUGCAGUUGGACCUGGAACUGCUCCAGCUACCGAUACAGAGGCCAAUUGCUUGGUGGACAUCAAGUUUAGUCUUAGCCCCAAAGAGGAUCAACAGCGUGAUGAUCUCUCUUUAGAUGGGCGAUUGUCUAAUAGUUCGCAAACUCAUCACUCCUCCGAUGACAUAAAUAUGAAAUUGCUGAAUGGUGGUUCGGUAUCAUCGCGUGGCAGUUCCCCGGGCCUGGAGACAGAUGAGCCGCCGGCAACGCGUGCUUGCAUUGUGCGCACUUUGAGCAUUGAGGCUGCUGGAGCAACUGGCACAGCCACAGCGAAUGCAUUGAGCCUAAUGUCAAAUGGAUUAACUCUGGCCCUGGCUCCACAAUAGAUUAAAAACUAUAUGCCGUAAGCAGUGUGACUAAUUUAAUUACAGAAUCAAAAACCCAAAAAAAAUAUUGCCCAAUACUAAAUAUGCAUAUAUUUAGUGAGGUGGCGAGUGGAAGGAAGUGGUUUUUUUUUUAAUAAUAGUUGUGCAAAUUGCAGACACAAAUGCAGUAUUCAGAAUAUUGCUUUUGGCUUUGUCUUUUGUGUAUUAUCAAGCAUACAACUUAAUCGUUUAAUCGAUACAAGUGCAAUUUAUUCAGUAUUUUUGUACUAGACUAACAUACGACAUAUAUAAAUACCUAUACAUUUUUUUUGUGAAAGCCAUCAUCACCACCAAAUUGUGGGGUUGGCGGUUUAUAAGUUGGUUAAAUCAUUAUCAACCAACUGCAACAACAACAAAGUCAAGAAUUGAACGUAAAUUACAGCAAAACAUAUCAUUUUAAAUUAGAUUUUAGGUCUAAUACUCUAUAUAUGUAUAACAAUAUAUAACUAUGCAUGU
This is a messenger RNA of Drosophila willistoni, 3095 nucleotides long. Its product is annotated as transcription factor mef2A. Bases 198 to 2600 code for a protein of 800 amino acids. The record is from RefSeq and is a predicted model, not a curated record. Gene Ontology annotation, cellular component: nucleus. NCBI's taxonomy places the organism in Eukaryota, Metazoa, Arthropoda, Insecta, Diptera, Drosophilidae. Gene Ontology annotation, molecular function: RNA binding. The transcript has 8 exons.